Molecule: messenger RNA, 2541 nt
Organism: Menidia menidia (Atlantic silverside)
Lineage: Eukaryota; Metazoa; Chordata; Actinopteri; Atheriniformes; Atherinopsidae
Source: the annotation of a GenBank genome assembly
AUGUUCGCAGAAGCGCUGUGCGGCGCCGUGGCUCUGGUCCUGUAUGUCAACACUCUGGGCGCCGAUUUCUGCUACGAUGACAGCCGUGCAAUCAAGACCAACCAGGACCUGCUUCCGGAGACCCCCUGGACGAACAUCUUUUACGAUGACUUCUGGGGCACCCUGCUCACGCACAGCGGCAGCCACAAGUCCUACCGGCCCCUGUGCACCCUCUCCUUCCGCCUCAACCACGCCGCGGGUGGGCUGGACCCGUGGGGCUACCACCUGGCCAACGUGGCCCUCCACGCCGCCGUCAGCGCGCUCUUCACCUCCCUGGCCGGCCUGCUGCUGGGCGGGGGGCCGUGGAGGCUGGCGGCCGGCCUGCUGUUCGCCUGCCACCCCGUCCACAGCGAGGCGGUGGCGGGCGUGGUGGGGCGGGCCGACGAGGGGGCCGCCCUGUUCUUCCUGCUCUCGCUGCUGUGCUACGCGCGCCACUGCGGGCUGCGGGGCCGCGCGGGGGCCCCGCGGCGGGCCGCCUGGCUCUCGGCCAGCCUGGCCUGCGCCGCCUGCAGCAUGCUGUGGAAGGAGCUGGGCGUCACCGUCCUGGCCGUGUCGGCGCUCUACGACGUCUGCGUCUUCCACAGGCUCAAGCUGCGCCAGAUCCUGGAGAUUUUCUUCAAGAGAAAGAACGUCCACCUGCUGCUGAACGUGUUUCUGUUGGCAGCGUGGGGAGUCGUUUUGUUGGCCUGCCGCCUCUACUGGAUGGGAAACAAACCGCCCAACUUCUCCAACUCCGACAAUCCGGCGGCAGACUCCCCCUCGCUGCUCACCAGGACCCUGACCUUUUUCUACCUACCCGCCGUCAACUUUUGGCUCCUCCUCUGCCCGGACACGCUCAGCUUCGAUUGGUCAAUGGACGCGUUGCCUUUGAUCAGGACCGCCGCUGACUGGAGGAACCUUUACACUGUAGCUUUCUACCUUGGGCUGCUGUCGCUCGCUUGGUUCGGCCUGCGCGGGCAUCAGACAGCCAAGGGGAAGGAGACCAACGGGAAAGCCCAUCUCUACAGCAAUGGCCGAAACGGGAACACUAACGGACACAGUUACCACUACAACAACCACGAACACACGAGUAACUCGCUCACGGAUUCCCACCUCAAUAGUUACGGUGCGCAAAACGGCACCAAAAAGCCCCCUGAGAGCAGGACUCCGCUGCCCACCUCUGAAAGCGUGGUGGUGUUUUCCCUCGGCCUUUUGGUCAUCCCUUUCCUACCCGCCACCAACCUGUUCUUCUACGUGGGAUUCGUGAUAGCAGAGAGAGUCCUGUACAUCCCCAGCAUGGGAUUCUGCCUGCUGGUGGCGGUAGGCCUGAGGUCCCUGUACGUCCGCGUGCGCCGCAGAUGCUCCAGGAUGCUGCUGUUGUACUGCAGCGCCGUGCUAAUUCUGCUUUUCGGCAUCAAAACCGUUUUGAGGAACCGGGACUGGCAGAAUGAAGAGAUGCUCUACAAGUCAGGGAUUUACGUCAAUCCUGCUAAAGCAUGGGGCAAUCUUGGAAAUGUCUUGAAGAGCCAGGGGAAGAUGGAGGAGGCCGAGCAGGCCUACAGAAACGCUCUCUACUACCGCAGCAACAUGGCUGACAUGCUCUACAACCUCGGUUUGCUGCUGCAGGAAAGCAACAAGUUCUCAGAGGCGCUCCACUACUAUAAGCUGGCCAUUGGGAGCCGGCCAACUCUGGCUUCGGCCUACUUGAACACAGGCAUCAUUCUGAUGAAUCAGGGACGUCAAGACGAGGCCAGGCGCACUUUUCUGACGUGCGCUGACAUCCCAGACGAGAACCUAAAGGACCCCCAUGCCCACAAGAGCUCAGUCACCAGCUGCCUGUACAACCUGGGGAAGCUGCUCCACGAGCAGGGGCAUCAGGAGGAGGCCCUCUCCGUGUUCAAAGAGGCGAUACAGAAAAUGCCAAGACAAUUUGCACCACAGAGCCUCUACAACAUGAUGGGAGAGGCCUACAUGAGACUGAACAAGCUGACUGAGGCUGAACACUGGUACAGAGAGUCGCUGAGAGCCAAGCCGGAUCACAUUCCCGCGCACCUUACCUAUGGAAAGCUCUUAGCCAUGACGGGCCAGAAACCAGAAGCAGAGAGGUACUUCCUAAAGGCCAUCCAGCUGGACCCAACAAAAGGCAACUGCUACAUGCAUUAUGGUCAGUUUUUAUUGGAGGAGUCUCGGCUGCUGGAAGCGGCGGAGAUGGCCAAGAAAGCGGCACGCCUGGACAGCGGAGAGUUUGAUGUGGUCUUCAGUGCAGCCCACAUGCUCAGACAAGCCAGCCUAAAUGAGGCAGCUGAGAAGUAUUACGGCCAAGCAGCGAGCCUGAGACCCAACUACCCUGCAGCCUUGAUGAACCUCGGAGCGAUCCUCCACCUCAACGGGAAGCUGCAAGAGGCCGAGGCGAAUUACCUCCGGGCACUCCAGCUGAAACCGGACGACACCAUCACUCAGUCGAACCUGCGGAAGCUGUGGAACAUCAUGGAGAAACAGGGCCUGAGGACCGGGGGGGCUUGA